AUGUUCGCCAGUCCAUUGGAGUUCGAUGUCGUGCUGCGCGCCAAAAUGGCCAAUGUGAAUUUGCCCCAACUGCUGCGGCAACGUGACCGUAGCAACCGCAACGCGCUGCAUUAUUGUGCCGCGCAGGAUCUGGAGCAGACGAGCGACCUCGUGGCGGCCGCAAGCAUUGCGAUUGCAGCUCCAGAGCUGCUGGAGUCGGCCGAUGAGGAUGGCUUCACGCCGCUUCACUUGGCUGUUAUUCAGGGCAACUUGGCGAUGGUCAAUUUGCUACUAGCGAACAAAGCCGAUGUGAAUGCGGUGGACAAUGAAGGCCACUCGGUGGUGCACUGGGCAACGGUGUGCGGCGAAAUUGAGGCUCUGCGGGCAGUUCUGGCAGCAGGAGCCAGCGUGGCCAAGCCCGAUGUUAAUGGCGGCACGCCCCUGCACUAUGCGGCCCAAAUGUGCGGCGCCAGCUACGACAACAAGCUGCAGUCCAAUUCCAGCAAGUUGGCCCUUGAGAUUCUUGGCAUACUCCUGGCACAUCCGCAGGCCAGCGUCGAUGUUCAGGACAAGGACGGGCGGCAGCCGCUGCUGUGGGCCGCCUCGGCGGGCUCGGCAAAGGCAGUCAUAGCUCUGGUUAAGGCAGGCGCACGCGUGGAAAGUGCCGAUAAGGAUGGCCUGACUGCGCUGCACUGUGCCGGCUCCCGUGGCCAUACCGAGUGCAUCGACACGCUAAUCAGCCUGUGCGGCGCGCCCACAGAUCUCAUAGACUCCAACGGCUGCACGGCGUUGCAUUAUGCUGUGACGCUUGGCCAUGCGGAUGCCACGGCACGGCUGCUGGACCUGGAAGCGGAUCCCAAUCGCCAGGAUCGCAAGGGACGCACGCCAGCCCACUGCGGCUGCUCUAAAGGCCAGUUCGAAACAUUGAAGCUGCUGAAGGAACGCGGCGCCAAUCUCUGGCUGCGCAAUGCCAAAGGCGACUUGCCGCUGCACGAGGCGGCUGCUUCUGGACGCCGAGAGCUGCUCGAGUGGCUGCUGUCGCAGCGACCCAAGCAGGUGAACACCACCAGCAACGACGGACGCAGUCUGCUGCACACAGCAGCUGCCAACGACUAUACGGACAUGUGCAAGCUGCUCCUCGACUAUGGAGGCGAUGUGAAUGCGCUCUAUCGCAAUUCCCGUGGCAUUGUGCUGACUCCGCUGGACUGUGCGCUGCAGCGGGGCCAUCGCUCCACGGCCAAGUUUCUACAAUCGCACGGCGGUCAGCCCUCCAACAAGCUGCGGCUGGCUGCCCGCCGAGGCAAUCCUUUUCAUGAUGGCAAUGCAGCGGACCUUGUGCGCCCUCUGAAGUAUAUGGAAAAGGAGGAGUUGCACGACUUGCGUAGCUCCAAAAAGUACGUGGUCUAUCUGAAGCGCACUGAUUCCGAUGGCGGCGCUGACAGAGCCGGUGGUGGAGCGACGCACGAUGAGGAAGACGAAGAGUGCAGUUGCACGGAGCAGUCGUACCGUAAAGAGCAGCGUCUGGAGCACAUCUGCCGACGCCACAAGCGCCGCCAGCUGCGUAGGCGCACCAACAGCUGCGGCGAGAGUCAGCAUGAGAAGUGCAGCGACAUCUGCCGAUCCAAGAGCAACAUUGAGAUUAGACGGCGCAAGUCAAGGGAGCGCUAUGCCAGCACCAGCGAUGGCGACCACGAUGAGGAUGACGAGGAUUCCUGCGAGAAUUGCUGCUACCACAAGCGGCAAAAGCAGCGUGUGGUGCAACGCAAGCGUUCGACGCCUUCGCACAGACUCAAGGAGCUGCCUGGCAGCGAGGACGAGGGCAACGGAACGCCAAAGAAGAUUGAGCACAAAGUGCCCCUUUCGCUGGAGCAGGUGGACAGCGCAAAUCAAUCGCCAUCUGAAGCAGCAGACGAGAACCAGAUGCAGCCAGCCACACCAACGGCUGCUAAGGAGGGCACGUUCAUCAAAUCACCUCCACAGAGCGCCAAAAGCGAGAGGGCAGCAGCUGGCGAGCCGGAGAGCUUGAAAGUGGCAGAAAGUCAUGCCAUGGAGCUGACGGAUGAGGAGCCGGAAACGGUCAAGUCGGUGACUACCCAAGUCGAUGUGCACCACGAUGCAGAGUUGCAAGUGUCGAAGUCGCUUGAUGAGCUGCCAGCAGAGUCAGCGCCUGCAGCUGCUAAUGCAGGCGAUGCAAAGCAACAGCUGAGCGAGGAGGAUACCAAACUGGUGUCCACCGAGGUUGAGCAGAUGAUCAAAAUAGCUGCAACGGCGCUGAGCAGCGAGUCAAAGAGCUCCACUGAAGAAGCGUCAGUGAAGGAAGCCGAGGAGACAGUGGGGUCAUCGAAUGAUAGGCCAGCGGACAAUAAUAGUUCAAGUCACGAUGCGGAGACAACAGAAACAGUUCCUUUAAAGCCUUCCGAAACACCCACUGCCAGCACCCCAGUGCCUUCAGUUGCUGUUGAGCCAAUUGCUAAGCCACCGGCAGCCGAGCAGCCACAGUCGGAUAUAGCUGAGCCACCCUCAAAGACCGCAGUAGAGGCUGGCAAAAAAUUGGAACAAAUAGCGGCCGAGCCGAAAAGUGAGACAAAGGCGUCUCCGCCCCCCACGUCUGCCCAAGCACAGGCUGAGCUCGAAAAUCCCCAGCCCAAGCCCCCAGUCACGCAGCCUCCACGUCCGCAGAGCCAGCAGCAGCAGCAGCAACACGAAGAACAGCAGCCACAACGGGAACAGGAAUCUCGACGCUCCUUUACGCUGCUACCCUCCGAUUCAGCUGAUGAUGAGCCUGCGGGAGCUGUCGCGCCUGCCUCAGACGAGCCCGUACGCAAGUCGAGUUUUCAAGUGCUUAAGAGCGAUGAGUCCAUCGGCGAUUUGGAGGAGACGCCACGUCCGCAGGAUGUUAACUACAGCGGCAGCAAUCAAGUCUUUCAGGUGGUGCACGACGGCACCGCCAGCUCCAAGCUGCCCAGUGCAUCAGAACUGGACAAGGCCGACUAUGAGUACGAGGAAUUUGAUGAUGGCGCAGAUGAGGACGAUGCCGACGGUAUUGAUCCGGAGCAUGACAGUGCUCUGCGCCGGUUUUUAAGCAGUGGUCGCCAUGGAGUUGGCGGCGAAAUGGGCGUCACCAGUGACGCCACAGCAGCCGCUGAGGUCUAUGAUGGGCUGGCAAACGGGCGCAAGCGUCGGCUGAAAAAACGCGUACGCAGCGGUGCCAAGACGCGCAGCAACUGGAAGCAUUCGCAGGAGUCUCGGGAAAGUAAUGUCGCGCUGGCUACCGCCAGCAAGGAUCAGGACUCUGGCUUCGAGCCAAGUCCACGGGCGGAGCGCACAAAGAUACCAACGCCGCGCACUGCCCACACGGCCAUGCCACGGCGUCCCAUCUAUGCCACACUGGAUGGACGCUCCUGCAGCAGUCGCCUGGAGAAUCGCAAGCCCGGGGACAAGGGCGCCUGUGAAAUGGGCGCCGUAACACGUUCCAUCCAGCGCAACAUUCGCAGAUACUACAUGGAGCGCAAGAUCUUUCAGCAUCUGCUGGAGCUCAAGUCGCUGCAAAUACGUUCAAACAAGCUCAACGAGGCGGUGCUAGUGAAGCGUGCCGUUGACGACUAUCACAAAUCGUGCGUGCUGCUGGGCGGCGAAACUGGGACAAGGCUCAGGCGUUACAAUUUCAGCGAGUAUACGUUCAAGAAUUUUGAGUUAUUUCUCUACGAGACGCUGAAGGGACUGCAAAAGCCGGGCACCAACAACUUCCAGAACAUCAAUGAGGUCUACGAGGAGGCAGAGCGUCGCCUGAGCCCCGACUACAAUGCUUACGAAAAGGCGCUGCACUGCACCACCAAGACGCAUCGCUGCCUUCAUGCGGCCCACGCCUAUACGGGCAUACCCUGCGCCGCCUACAUUCCAAUGAUGAAUCACCACACGAUGCCCAAGUUUGGCUUUGGACAGUACAAAAAGGCCGGCAGCGUUAGCAGUUUUUAUUUGCCAAAAAUUCUGACCAGUGGACGCGCCUCCAGCGGUCGAGUUGGAGCUGGCAUGGAUGUUGGCGUCGGCGUCGAUGUCGGCUUUGGCGGCAGCGGCAAAUGCAGCCACAAAGUUGCUCUGGAGCUGUCACACGGAAAGAGCAAACAACUAAUUUCACUGCCAGCGAAUAAGUUGGACAGCAAUAAACGCUACUAUGUGACGUUCACAGUUAAGGAUUCUCCCGGGCAGUUUGCUACUAGCGAGGCGCAUAAACCGAACCACCACCAACAACAACAGCAACAGCAGCAACAGCAGCAAAAACAACAGCAAUCAAGCUGCGCUGCCAGCGACCCGAAUGCCAUGUAGCAUGCGGCGUAUACGUAAUGUGACACAGCCUCAGCCGCGGGCGUUGGCAUCUGUGGUCUGACGCUAUAUUACCCAUAUGCAGUGUGAGCUCCGCCGCUACAGCAGCAAGCAACACGCAUCAAACAUCAGAAUCAGCAUCAGC
Molecule: messenger RNA, 4444 nt
Organism: Drosophila hydei
Lineage: Eukaryota; Metazoa; Arthropoda; Insecta; Diptera; Drosophilidae
Product: ankycorbin
Exons: 7
Coding region: 1-4302 (1433 amino acids)
Biological process (GO): protein localization to ciliary inversin compartment
Cellular component (GO): ciliary inversin compartment
Molecular function (GO): protein binding
Source: RefSeq, a predicted model, not a curated record